UUUUUAUACAAUCUUUUGGCGGGCAAUGUGAAAUUUGAUUGUUUUGCUUCGAAUUUCUAAAAAUAUGGUGCUGUUUUGGUUUUCCUUUUGCUCGUUUUCACGUUAAAGUGACUCGAUGGAUUUGAUACGAAGUGGAGAAAUUUUCAACAUCAAGGCCUUGCAGUCACCGCGGCCAAGACAGACUUCUAUUGCCACUGAUAUCUCCUCCUCCGAUAAGCUCAACACAUCUUUGUCUUCCUCCGCUGGAUUCAAAAGCGAUGCUCGCUUUCAAGAGCUAUAUCUCGCAAGCCCAAGAGCACAGGAGUUAGUUGCAUCAAUGGAUCACACUAGCUCAAGGUUAUCUGAAUCAUCAAUGCGAUCAUACAAGAAGACAACUCCAACAAAACAGGAUCCAAGAAGUGCACCACCAUCUUUAAAGAACACUGGACUUGUUGUCAACAUGGUUGAUUUCUUUAAAAGUUCUAAUCCAACUGUCAGCAGUAACAACAAUAAUAACAACAACAAUGAUACAUUCAGUGAAUGUUCUUUUAGCCCAUACAAGGCAAAUAAUGAGAGAGAUGUCUUGAAAAUGCAAGUGAGUGAUAUGAUUGAUAGGCUAGCUACAACUGUAGGCUCUCCUCCCCGUAAUCAUCAUGACAUGUUAUCAAACAGAGGUCCAUUAGAGAGUGCAGAUUCAGGUUUUAAUGAGUUACCAAGCGAUUCACAAAGGAACUCAAUAGCUGAUGCCCCAAAACAUGCACCUUAUGCCAGGCUUACUGAGAAUAGUGAUUACUGCAAAGACAGUGAUGAUGAUUUGGGAGAUAAAGAUUCUGAUGUUGAUGUGGAGGACCAUAAUAGUGAAGAUAACAAUGGCAAUGGCGGCACAACAGAUACUAAUGAUGGAAAUGAUGCUGUGUAUGAUGAAAAUCAUAAUGGCAUUGCUGGUAAUGAUGAUAUAGAUGCUGAAAAUCAUGUUGAUGAAGAAAAUGGUGUUGAUGAUGGCAUUGGCAAGGAUGCUGAUGAUUAUGAAAACCAAAUAGACAAGGAAGAUGAAGGUCAUAUAGAGAAAGAGCAGGAGGGAAGCAAUGAUGUUAUGCACACAAGCAGUGAUGAUACCACAACUCAGGCGAUGGCUUUAAGAAAAGACUCCAUGAAAUCCCACUCCCUGAAAAACUGGCACCUAAAAGCCCUGAAGAGCAAAUCACAGUGUGGAGUUUUUGUAGAGGGGCAAAGAGAUGAGGACCCUAUAGGUGAAUUGUGGCAUAGUACUAUUAUCCGAACCAGAGUUAACUCAAGACUGGUCCAGACAAAGAGCAAGUCUAAGUACCAUUUGCUGGGACCCAUGGAUGAAGAGGCCACUUUGAGUUUUGGCUUUUCUCAGAAGUUUGUGAAAUCAUUUCGGCAUGGCUUUCCCAAUAACUGGGAGAAACUAGUUCAAGACCAUUUCAAGCCACUAAGCAGUAAUGAUGACUCAGGCAAAGACAAGUUGCUUUCAAAAAGUGGUGGAAAGCAGAGAAGACCUGUGCUAUCUAUGUAUAAGACCCCAACUCGAACUCAAGGCAAGCAAAUAGCAGAGACAACACCUAUUGAAGUUGAGCUGAGGCGAAGUAGAAGUGGUCGACUGAUCAAGCCACCAAUGGCGUGGUGGCGGGGACAGAGAGUUGUGACAGACGGACUUCACAAUCUAACCACCAUCGACCCAGGCGGUGAAGAGCACACUAGUCUAUCCACAGGGCUGUACAACUACUACGUCAGGCUUCCAGAGGACGCGCCUAAACCUCUCGCCCAGCAGCUCAAAUGUAAGGCUUUCACCCCAAAAGUCGCCAAGUUCAGUGUAACAUCACCGCGUCAAAAACGAGAAACGCUUCUAUCACGAAGGAGAUCCACCGGCGAAUCCAGCACACAGGAGGACAGCACAGGAGACGAUACUAGUACGUCAGCAACAGAGCGGGUCAGACGGGCAGUGCUAGAAGCACCAACCAGCAGCGAGAAUAGCUGGAAGCCCAGCGAAAGCGAGGCAGAGAGGAUACAGGCGAUAUCCAGAAAACGUGGAUCAGCCAAGGAGGCCAGCACAUCGUCAAUCCGGACAAUAAAAGGAAAAGAUCAGGUUAAGAAGAACAUCUCAUUCUCUGAAGAUGAGGAAAACACAACUGACUCAAGCAACGACCAACACCCAUCUGAAAGGGGUCUGACAGGGCGCCUCAGGUCCAAACAAGAUACAGGGCGAGCUGGAAGAAGUACUACACGAAACAGUCAAGGGGAAGGGGAGGGAACUCGAAAGAAAACCAAUAAAAUUCCAGCUCAUCAUGAAAACGACGAUAGCGGAAGCGAAACUGUGGGGGAUGUUGACUUUUUGUGUUCUCCGUCAAAAACGUCUCAACGAGCGUUUCGGAAGGUGACGAAAGACGCACAAAGCCGAACAGGAUCCCGACCUUAUACCCGCGCGACGCCGAAUGCGUGUUCCAAGGAACUCAAUGACAGUAAGGAUGGUGUAUUUGAUGAUUGGAAGCCCCCGUUGUCUCCUAAGAAGACCAGAAAGAGUCCAUCUUCGACUACCACAAAAAAGCCACCGCAAGUUAACCAGCUGCAGAAAGCCAAAAAUCCAUUACAAGCGAGUAAAAAGUCGCCAACAAACAAGCCCCGUCCAACUGUCACGCAAGCGAAGACUGGCAAAGGAGUCGCUAAGAAGACAACAAGGGAGAUCUCGAAUAAACAAACAAGCAGUACGUCAUGGCAGGGAGAGGAGCUCCUUAGGCUUGAAGACGCACUCCAUAGCCUGGCCCCUAAUGCACCGCGAUACUGGACUAAAGUCUCUCAGCUGGUGGAGACCCGGUCAGCCGAGGAGUGUCAGCUCAAGUACCAAGGCCAGCUUGAGCAGAGGAACACCAGGGCGUAUAAUAGGCCCGAGCGGGCCGCCAAGCCUUCUGCUAAGCCAAAGGAUCGGAAAAUCACGGCCUUGUGUGGUGGUGUGGGUACACUUAAACGAAAGCGUCAGUUACGGCAGUUACUGGAGCAGCAAGACGAUGGUUACGAGGACGACAUCUUCGACUCCACGCCAUUCAAGAAGUCAAAAAUGAACUUUAAGUUCCCCUUUGCUGGAGCUGACAUUGACGAGGACGAUGUUGAUGAUGGUGAAGAUGAUGGGGAUGACUAUGAUGACGAGGAUGACCGGAGAGCAGAAUUCCAGACCCCUAGUAACCGAACCCCUAGCAGUCGCUUCCGCCCACUGGGCCCCGCAUCUGGUGGGACGCCAAGUGCAGACUUUAUCAGCCCAGGACUAUUACAACACGUGAACAGGCACGAUGUGGAUACCUACAUACAUCGCAUCAAGCAAGGAAAGCGACACGCCCCGGGGCCACAGAGUAGACAAAGUGCAAAGGUAGUGAAGACCUCCACCCCCAAGAAACAGCUCAAGCCCACAUCUCGCAAGUCGCCUCUUGUCAGCAUCAGCGACAUGUUUGAGGUGCAGCAUGUUUCUGAUCCAGACAGCGAGGAAGGAGAAGAGGACUACUAUUGGUCAGAAUAAAAUUGAUUGACAUUUAGGGACAGACAUUUACAGACAAGACGUGCGUUUCACUUUCAUCGUCUUUUGGUCGGGAAACAUUGACUGUCAAAAUAAGGGCCAAUAGGAAAAAAAAUCUUCAUGAUAAGUCAUUUAUGGACAGAAUGUGCUGAUGUGUAUUCGUCGACUCUUGCCAGCCCUGUGUCUUAUUAUAGUUUCUCGAACCCUGGGUGAAGUUCUCCAAUCUGACGUCACACCCGCUAUGUGUAAAAACUAGAGAGCGCUGGAUGUAGGGGGUUCACUUGUGAAAUAGGCAUUUUAUUAAAAUCUUCUUUUACUGAAGUCCACUUAACAGUAUUUUUAUAAUAUAUCUAGAGUAGUACACGCAUAGACAGUGAUGUUCUUACAAUUGUAUGUCUGGGGUUUUUUUUUCUUCAAAUAAAGACUUCAAUUUUCCAUUA
Molecule: messenger RNA, 3942 nt
Organism: Nematostella vectensis (starlet sea anemone)
Lineage: Eukaryota; Metazoa; Cnidaria; Anthozoa; Actiniaria; Edwardsiidae
Product: general transcriptional corepressor trfA
Exons: 14
Coding region: 116-3505 (1129 amino acids)
Source: RefSeq, a predicted model, not a curated record